GCAGCACAAAUAGAGUCUGCCGUCAAUACCAGCAAAGAAGAAGAAGAAGCCAAAAGCGGAAGCAGUUACCUUGUGUCCUUGUGUGAGAGGCGACCGCGAACGGACUAUAAAUAUGAACAGGCACAUAUUUGCUCUCCACCAGGUGGCGCGGAGGACCUUCUCCAGCUGCGCGCGCAGGCAAGUCGAGAACAAAGUGCCGCAGAAACAGAAGAUGUUCCAGGAGGACAACGGGCUGCCCAUUCACCUAAAAGGAGGCCCCGGGGACGCCAUCCUGUACAGAACCACCAUGGUGCUCACCAUCCUGGGAGCUGGCUUCGUCGUCUACGAGCUGGUGAAGGCGGCGUUCCCUCAGAAGAAAUAACUCCGCCCCCUCAGCGGUUUAAUUCCAUUUCCACUUGAAUCCGUCGGCCAGCUGCUUAUAUCGUGUAAAAAAGAUGAAGAUUAGCCUCUGUGUCCUGUCAUGAGAUAUUUGGUCACGUUCAUGGGAUCAAUAUUUAUUCCUUGCGCUCUGUCUGAUGAUCUGAGGAUCAAUUAAAUAAAAACCUCAUGACUAAAA
Messenger RNA from Pungitius pungitius (ninespine stickleback), 556 nucleotides. RefSeq names its product cytochrome c oxidase subunit 7A2, mitochondrial-like. The coding region runs from base 113 to 361 and encodes 82 amino acids. The record is from RefSeq and is a predicted model, not a curated record. Gene Ontology annotation, biological process: mitochondrial respirasome assembly; regulation of oxidative phosphorylation; mitochondrial electron transport, cytochrome c to oxygen. The transcript has 4 exons. NCBI's taxonomy places the organism in Eukaryota, Metazoa, Chordata, Actinopteri, Perciformes, Gasterosteidae.